GUCUGGCUCUCUGGGCGGUCGACCUCCGGGCACCCCCGCACUUGCUCGUUCAGCUCUAUCAACUGUUUUGUUCCACCUCGUUCGGGUCUCUACGGAAGCAGAGACAAUACGCACCGGAUGGGCGCUGAGCGGACCGCUCGGGUUGUCUUGAAGUAGGCUCUGCCCCCAUCUCACCACCGACUCAUCGCCGUGUUCAAAACCAGAUAAGAACGACUCCACCUCCUUCGCCCAACAACCAUCCCCUCCACACCCGCCUCACUGUCUAUGGCUGCCUACUAUGCGCCACGGCGGGCGCGAGCCGUUGCUCAAGCAUCUAUCCCUACGAGCACCGGCGGUAAUGGCCCCGCCGCCGAACUGGAGGAGCGUGAGGAUGGACUCCAUUCCAUUUACAUCUUCCCGAGCCCUGCUUCGGCUCCUCCCAGUCCCGCCGUAUCUGUCUCCUCUGCGCCAACGGACUUUGACUUCUCAAGCCCCAUCAGCUCAAGGUCGACUUCUUGUACGCGGCCGCCCCAACGGGACACGACGCAGGCAGACAUACGCGAUGCAAGUCGGAGCUCGGUGUCCGCGGCCUACGACGCGUCUUCCUGUUACUGGGAUCUUCCGAGUCCGCCAGGAAACGAUUUGGAGAUCGAUAUAUUGCUCUGGGAUAUCACCAGCGAUGUCACGACAGAGCCCUCGAAUUCGGACGAAUCCUGGGCGCUCGAGGGUGAGGUGGAACGCGUUGGGUUCGCCGAGGUCGACCUUCUGUACACCCCACACUUGCGCCGUGCGCGUCAAGCACCUCUGUCUUCGUCGCAAUCUCCCGAUCGCAGUCAGCCCCGAUAUCGCUUCUCCGCCCGCCCUCGCCAGCGGUCACGCACGCGCUCGAGGAUCAGGACGACCAGUAUAUCGUCGCUCGCGCUUUCCUCGACGCAGCAGACGGUCGCACCCCAUCCCCGUAUCCACGUUCCUCUCCUGUCAUUUUUUGCAUCUCUGCUAUCUCUCGACCUCGAAGACCCGGCUCUACGCCUUCUCACUAACGCGGAGUCCGGGGAUGCCGAAGCGGUCCUGUUCCCGGGGCAGAGCAGCGCGCGGCUGCUAGCUCAGGCCACGGAGCAGCCGACAGGCCGACGGUCCUUCGAAAGCGACUCCGACACGGAGACAGAGAGUAUCAUUGGCGAGCUCCCGCCGUACGAUAUUAUGGAGACACACGGCCUGCCCAAAAUGUUACUCACCAGCAUUUCUGAACAGUCGGCCGUGGCGCUGCGUUCUCUUCGUGCUGGAUUCGCUGUGCGGCUCCCUGCCACCGCCUCGGAGCUGCUUCCGCUUCCCCGCGCGACGGAGAUUAUCGGGCUGUGGCGCGUCCUCGGGGAGGUCUGUUCUAAGGGCAAUCAGGCGUGGAAGGAGGCGUGGGCAGCUGCCUCUGCGGGGAGGUCGGUGACAUAGAGCGGUUGCGGCGCACAGAUGGUUGUCGUGCUGGUCGGCGUAGUGUACACACGAAGGGUCCUGGAAGAGACAUGCAUGUAUUGUAUCGCGCACCUAGUUCAUAUCACGAGUCAUUCGCACAUU
This is a messenger RNA of Trametes versicolor FP-101664 SS1, 1548 nucleotides long. RefSeq lists its product as uncharacterized. The transcript is spliced from 3 exons. Lineage: Eukaryota; Fungi; Basidiomycota; Agaricomycetes; Polyporales; Polyporaceae. Bases 265 to 1425 code for a protein of 386 amino acids. The record is from RefSeq and is a predicted model, not a curated record.